Gracilinanus agilis (Agile Gracile Mouse Opossum) is the source of this 1176-nucleotide messenger RNA. It is a transcript of the gene NPC2, whose product is annotated as NPC intracellular cholesterol transporter 2. The transcript is spliced from 4 exons. Lineage: Eukaryota; Metazoa; Chordata; Mammalia; Didelphimorphia; Didelphidae. Gene Ontology annotation, molecular function: cholesterol binding. Gene Ontology annotation, biological process: cholesterol efflux; intracellular cholesterol transport. The record is from RefSeq and is a predicted model, not a curated record. The coding region runs from base 15 to 464 and encodes 149 amino acids.
UCCUUCUGGCGGUGAUGGCCUCCUUCUCCGUCUCGGUGCUGCUGCUCCUGGCCCUCGGGGUCGCUGCCCUGGCCGAGCCCGUUCACUUUUUGGACUGUGGCUCUCAGGUUGGAAAAAUUGAGGAAGUGGAUGUGAUCCCCUGCUCCACUCAGCCUUGCAAGUUGCACAAAGGGGAAUCCUACAGUGUCAAUGUCACCUUUGUCAGUGAUGUCCCAUCUCAGAACAGCACGGCUUUAGUGCAUGGUAUUUUGAUGGGUGUUGAAAUACCUUUCCCUAUCCCUCAGCCUGAUGGAUGUAAGUGCGGCAUUAACUGUCCCAUUGAAAAAGGCAAGACCUAUAGUUACUUGAACAAACUGCCAGUGAAGAGUGAAUACCCCAAGAUGAAGUUGGUUGUGAAGUGGACACUUUUGGAUGACAAGAAAAAUACUCUGUUCUGCUGGGAGAUCCCAAUAGAAAUUGUGUAAACUGAGGAGCUAUAGCCCACCAAUAUGUUUGUCUCAGGAUAGAAGGGGGUGAGGGUGGGGAGUUAGGUUGUUGGGUUGUUGGGAAAGGAUGUAACCUGAAACAAGCUCAGUGCCAUAAGAAGAAAGGGAUUUCCAGUAUGCUGCCUUGUGCAUCCAGACCCCUCUCACUAUAGCAUCAAAAACUGUGCCACGAUCCCAUGGGAGCCUGGAGAGUGCAGGUGUGGACUGUUCAUUGGCAUUCUCUGCAGUUGGCAUAGGGAGGCUAACCUCAGGGAGCUGAAAUGUCCAAGAUGUUGCCAGUGGGUCACAGAAUUCAAUUCCAAACUGUGGUGAUGUAGGUAGGAUAUUAAAUCUCUAAGCUUUUCAACCUAAGUGCCUCAUUGUGAGUCUAACAUUCCUGUGGAACCAUUCCCUGACCCUGCUUCCUACAUCUGUCAGUGCUUGUGUCAUCUGCCUCCUUCCACCAAAGAGCUCAGUUGCCAGGAGCUCUGGAUAGAUGAAUGGCUAUUUGUCUUAGUUAGUGUCAAAUGUUUCUGCUUUAAUUCUGCCAUAGGUGGCUUUUACUGAAUGAAUGGAUGAAUUUUUGCACUAGUUUAUGGUGAAUACACCACAGUACAUAUCAGCUGAAUCUGCCUUUUUUUUUUUUAAACCUCAUUAACUUGCAAACUUAUGUACCUGGAAAUUCCUUUGAAUAAAGUCGUUAUGAAUCUUG